CAACAUUUCAGGACCGAUUGCGAGCGCACUGGCAACGUUCAGGCAGCGCAGGCUCGAUCACAGCAGUGCGGCACAGUGCACCUCCCGCUUCAAAGCGGAAAAUUGAUCGCUGGCGUGCCCAAGAGCUCAAAAAUGCAAGCCACCCUAGUUGCAGCCCUGCUGGCACAAGCCACCGCAGCCGUGCAUCCGCAAAGAUCGUUGCCACGCGUCGGUUGCACGACCGCGGUGACGCCCGCCGCCGUGCAAUCGCGCCGAUCGCUGCUGCGCAUCGGCUGCACGACCACAGUAACGCCGUUCGCAUCGGCAGCGGCGUGCAAGGGCGACGAAUGCCUCAUGCAGAAGCGGCGCACCUUCGAGCGCGCCGGGCGGACGCUCGUCGUCGACCAGGAGUUCAGCACCGCGAAGCAGCGGAGCACCGGCGCGGGCGUCUGGGAAUGCGGUGAGCUUUUGUCAGCAAAGCUCGCGGCGGAGCCCGGUCUCUGCAAGGGCAAGACGGUGCUCGAGCUCGGUGCAGGAUGUGGCUUGGUGGCGAUGACGGCUGCUCUAUGCGGCGCGACGCGCGUCGUCGCCUCGGACGGCGACGAGGGGUCGUGCGCCCAUCUCGAGGACAUUCUAGCCACGAACGGUCUACGAGAAACGGUGGCGGUGCCGCCGCCCCUGCGCUGGGAGGCGGCCUCGGCCGCGAGCGCCAAGGCCCUCGGUUCGUUUGAUGUGGUGCUCGGCGCCGACGUCACCUACAAUCCUGCGAACGCCGACGCUCUCGCGAACGCUUUAGUGGCCCACGCGUCGCCUUCGACGAAGAUCCUCCUCGCGCAUAAACGGAGGCAGCCCGCCGACGACGCUACGAUAAAACGGCUGGGCGAGUUCUUUUCGAUCACCACGCUGGCGACGGGCGGGAGCACGGCCGAGCCCGUCAGCACCUUGGAAUUGAGGAAGACGACGGCGCGUCUUGAUUUAGAUCUGGCCGGCGCGUCGGCGGCGAACUGCGCGGACGGCUACGUCCGGCGGAACGGCGCGUGCUGGCUCGCGCGGCGGUCUUUGGGUGGGCUGGUCGCGGCGCUGCCGGCGGUCGCCGUCGCGUCCGUGCCGAACGGCGUGGCAUCUCGUUUUGAGUCCGACGCCUUGGUCCAGCCGGCCGUGGACCAGGGCCGGUCCGAGUUCUCCGGCGUGGCCAAUUUGUAUUAUCCGGACUGGAUGGCGGGCACGUGGGACGUGGAACAAACUUUGAAACGGGCGGAGGCGCCGCUCGGUCUGAAAUUCAUCGGCGGGCCGCGCGGAGACCUCGCGAUCGCCCAGAAGAGCCUCGACGAGCAGCGGUCGCGCAUCGGCCAGCCACAGAAGCUCAAAUUACGGUUCGUCCGGACGAAGUUCGGCGUUGUGGAGGACCGCUUGUACAAUACUCGGUCGCGGCUGGACGCGUUCGCCGGGAAGGCCGUGGUCUCGUCGGUCGAAUACGCGGAAACGGGCGGCAACAAUCGCAGGGGCAACGUCGUCCUCGGCGGCUCGGCCGACGAUCCACUGAUCACCACCGUGACCUACUACAAGGGGCCUGCAGCUCAAAAAGUGUUCUCGGUCGCGCGGACGACGGAGGCGUCUGACGACCUGUGGCGCGGCAGCGAGGCGACCCGAAGUAUUUUCGCGUUAACGAACACCAACGCCGCCCCACCCAUCACGACGGACUCGGAGAUCCUCACGGAGCUCCGGAGGACGACCGGAGACGCGGUCGUCGGUCGCUUGCGCCUCGUAGACUAUAUGAACCCGCAAGACCCGCUCUACUUCGACGCGCGGCGGAAGGCCGUGUCGAUAGCUGAUUACGACGUACGUAUGACUAAGUGUGAUAAUGUUUAA
This is a messenger RNA of Pelagomonas calceolata, 1848 nucleotides long. NCBI's taxonomy places the organism in Eukaryota, Pelagophyceae, Pelagomonadales, Pelagomonadaceae. The record is from the annotation of a GenBank genome assembly.